This is a messenger RNA of Exophiala spinifera, 1782 nucleotides long. Its product is annotated as dihydroxyacetone kinase. The transcript has 5 exons. Gene Ontology annotation, cellular component: cytosol. Gene Ontology annotation, biological process: glycerol catabolic process. Gene Ontology annotation, molecular function: ATP binding; glycerone kinase activity. NCBI's taxonomy places the organism in Eukaryota, Fungi, Ascomycota, Eurotiomycetes, Chaetothyriales, Herpotrichiellaceae. The coding region runs from base 1 to 1782 and encodes 593 amino acids. The record is from RefSeq and is a predicted model, not a curated record.
AUGCAGACCAAACAUUUCAUCAAUGAUCCCACGCACUUGGUGCAGACUGCUCUCUCCAGCUUGACCCUCACAAACCCCUCUCUUGCCUUCGACUCCCUGAACAAGGUGAUAUAUCGAAGACCCACAAAGGAAUCAGAGGAGAACCCUAAAGUCUCCAUCAUAACAGGAGGUGGCAGCGGCCAUGAACCGGCGUUUGCAGCAUUCUGUGGCAAGGGGUUCGUCACUGCUGGAGUGGCCGGUACGAUAUUCGCCUCGCCCAACACUCUUCAAGUCCAGAGGGCGAUCAUGUCGAGGGUCGAGACCCGGAAGGGUGUUCUGGUCAUCACUUUCAACUACACAGGAGAUGUCCUGAACUUUGGCCUGGCGGCCGAGAAGGCUAAAGCUGCAGGAAUCGACACCGAAUUCUUUGCCAUUGGGGAUGAUGUUGGAGUAGGUCGGGACAAGGGAGGAAAGGUCGGCAGGCGCGGUAUUGGAGGCUCCAUUUUGGUGCUGAAGAUCAUCUGUGCGCUUGCAGAAGCUGGAGGCAGCCUAAAGGAAGUGUACAACCUUGCCAAACAGGUGGCCGACAAUUUAGUUUCAGUUGGUUCUUCUAUGGAACAUGUACACGUUCCAGGAAGAGAAAUCCCCGCCCCGGAUUCGGACGAAAUGAUUCCAAACGACGAAAUCGAAGUCGGCAUGGGUAUUCAUAAUGAACCCGGCUCUCGUCGUGUUACCGCGACUCUCCCCGAACUCGUCAAGAUUAUGCUCGCUCAAAUGCUCGAUCCCAACGACAAAGACAGGCAUUUCGCCCAUAUCACUAAGGAUGACAAGGUUGUCCUGCUAAUCAACAACCUUGGUGGCGUCAGCAACCUAGAGAUGGGUGGCAUUGUCGCUGAGGUAUAUAAACAGUUGAAGGAGGAUUGGGGUAUUACCCCGGUUCGAGUCAUCUCCGGUACCUUCAUCACUUCUCUCAAUGGUAUGGGUUUCUCAGCCUCCAUCCUCAAGCUGGAAGACACUGGACUUGGGGCCGGCAAAUCGAUGCUCGAAUUGCUUGACGCACCGGCCGAGGCGCUUGGCUGGUCGGCACCCAUCAACACAGAGACAUGGAAUGCGAAGAACGACUCCACGAUGGAGCACCACGCCGACAGCUCCCGGGAUCUCAAAGCCAGCAACUUGUCGAUAAAUCCUGAGCGCAGCUUUUCCCUUCUGAAAGCAGGUCUGGAUAAAAUGAUCGCUGCCGAGCCAGAAGUGACCCGAUAUGAUACUAUCGUUGGUGACGGUGAUUGUGGCACGGGUCUUAAGCGAGGAUCUGAAGAAGUUUUGAAGGCGCUCUCAUCCGGGGAAUUGCCUAGCGAUGCUGUCUCAUUUGUCAAUAAGAUCGUGCCCGUGGUCGAACAUCAUAUGGACGGCACGAGUGGAGCGCUAUUCUCCAUCUACCUGAAUGCCUUGGUCCAUGGUCUUCGGGAACAAGAUUCGGGCUCAGCAAAACAAAUGGAUGCAAAGACAUGGGCAGCGGCGCUCAAGUCUGCAUUGACAGCACUCGGCAAGUACACACCUGCCGUGCCUGGGGACAGGACGAUUAUGGAUGCCUUGGUACCUUUUGUCGACACGUUAGCUAGCACUGCUGAUGUCAAGAAGGCGGCCGAGGCAGCAAGAGAAGGCGCCGAGAAGACCAAGGCGAUGAAGGCGAGCUUAGGGCGAGCCGUAUACGUCGGCGGAGAAAGCGAAUGGAUGGGCAAAAUCCCGGAUCCUGGCGCCUGGGGGCUAUCGGAGUUGUUAGUGGGAUUGGCAGAUGCUUCAUAA